AUGUGCUGCGGAGGCCCGACUUACAGGCAUUUUCAACUGUCACCUGGUGAGAGGCUACAGCACUGGACUGCAGUGGAAAACAGAAGAGUUAAUUUUAUUAACCAGAUGGAGAAAAAGGCCAAGGGCAGUUUAAAGUGUACAAAGAUACAGAAAUUACAUACUACUAAAGAAGGUGCAGUUAGACAAUUUGUUUCUUCUCGUCAUAUUGGAACUUGGUGUCAAGGUGGCAGUCAUCGGAUCCCUUAUCGUGUUGCAUACACUUGGAACCGAGGUGGAAGGUUAAAAGAAAUCCGUAUUAGACACUUGGCCAGAAAAUUCCUUUACAUAUGGAUAAGGAAGGCCUUUGGAAGAGUCUUCCCAUCAAGUGCCAGGUGCUAUUAUGAUCGGAGGAUACUGCAGAAAACCUUUGGCGAAUGGAAGGAAGAAUGGUGGAUUAUUUGCAAAGAAUGGAAGCUUACCAUCAGGGCUGACUGUCAUUAUAGGUAUUUCCUGUACAACCUGGUCUAUAAGUCCUGGAAGUCUUACGUAUUCCAACAGAGAGAGAAGAAGAAGAAAUACUGUGUUGCAGAGACUCAUGCAGCAAAGAAGAAAACACUUCGAGCAUGGUGUCAUUGGUUGAGCUAUGUGGAAAUGCGCCGCAUGAAGCAUAGGAUGCAUUUGGAAGCAUUCAGAUUCAAGGAAGUGAGCACCCUGUGGAUGUCAUGGAAAUUGUGGAGGAGGAGGUGGUGCCAAAUCCAAGUUAGCUGUGAAAUGGAUGCUCAGGCUCUACAGCAAUGGGCCCUGGGCUUGCAGUUUCAGGCCUGGCUGCAGUGGAAGGAGGUCUAUUCAUAUAUACAGAAUCUGAAAGAAAAGGAAGUCAGGGCACUGUCGCAUUACCGGCAUAAGAAGAUACGUAGUUCUUUGAAAUCCUGGCGUGUCUAUAUUCAUCUCCGAAGAGAGAAGAAGCAUCAGCACAAGCUGGCUUUGCAACACCAUCACAGCUGCGUGCUCCUUCAGUUUUUCCUGUCAUGGCAUCUGGCUUGGGAACAGAAACAGCAAUUGUACCUACACCAGGAACGUAUUGCUCAGCUUGCAUCCAGGAUUGCCUUGCGAAGAGCCUUCUUGCAAUGGAAAUUCUAUGUGUCACUGUGUACUGAAGCAGCUAAACUUCAGGAGCUAGCUGAACACCACUACAGAUGCCUCCUGCUGCGUCGUGGGUUUAACACCUUACAAAAGAAUGUGGCGGAGGCGAGGCUCAAGCAAAUGAGAAGAAAUUUGGCUUUUCGGCAGCAUCAGGUUGUGCUAUUGCAGAGGUUCUGGAAUUGUUGGAAGUCUUCCUUGGAACGCAAGGAGGAAGCACAAUGCCAUCUUCUGACGCUGGCGGCUCAUUCUCACUACAGCCUGGUGUUGCUGCAGAAGUGUUUCCUUACCUGGUUACAUCAUGCAAGCUGGAAAAGGUACAGAAAGUUGCAGUAUACAAAAGCUGAUGCUUACUAUAGGCGAAGGAUCUUGCCUGCCACGUUCCAAGCCUGGAAGCGAUUCAGGGCUCAUCAGUACUGGUGGAGAGAGAUGAAAGGGAUGGCUGUGUGCUUUCACAGGGAAACAUGGACAAGACGUUUAUUUGACAGGUGGUGGCUGAGCACACAUCAGCAGCAAGAGAACCAGGUGGCAGAAAAAAUGGCUGUCAUACACUGUGAGCGACAGCUGCUGGCCCACUUCUGGUGUUUAUGGCAUGGGAGAACAGCGGUGCAUCUAGAAGAGCAAGAGGAAGAGACCCUGGCCCAAGAACAUUACUGCCACCAAAUCUUGCAGGCAACUUUUCAUCUCUGGAAGAACAACGUUCAGGAGAUUAAAGAAGGGAGAAUGAAAGAGGAAAAAGCUUCCAGGUUCCACUCUGUAAAGCUCCUGCAGGGAUCAUGGAGCAGAUGGCAACAGUAUUUGAGACACCGGUCUGAGAAGUGGAGAAAGCUUGUGAAAGCAGAUGUGCAUUACCAGCAGGUUUUACUCCACAGGAUCCUUUCAGCCUGGAAGACAUACCAGAUUAAUGUACAACACAUUCUGUACGAAGUAGACCAAAAGGAGAAGAAGUGUAAUCAGGAGCUGCUAUGGCAGGUGCUGCAUGCCUGGAGGAGGAAAGCUGCAUAUCUCACUGGUGAAGCCAAAAAAGCUGUACUGGCAGAACAGCAUUACAAAAGAAGAGUUCUCUCCAAGGUGGUGCUCUGGUGGAGGGACACAACCUCACUGCGCUCAUACUGCCGUCAGCAGAAAGCAGCAGCCGUGAUGGAUGGCAGGAAGCAUUUGCAUACUGUGAAGCUACGGGCUGCAUUUCUCCUUUGGAAGGAGUCCUACAUCAGAUCCUCGAGGCAGAGGGGGCUGCUCCUUAUGGCAGUGCAGCACCACAGGAGGCGGCUGCUUAACAAGUGUGUGGCCGGGUGGAAGCAGUAUCAUCUUCGGUGCAUAAGAAAUAUGCUCCUGAGGAGACAAGGAGAUCAGCUGAUGGCCCAAAGGCUUUUUUCUACCUGCUUCUCACUGUGGAAGAUACAGUUGGCACACAGGCGGUGGGAACAGCAGGAGACAGUGCGAGCACUAUGGCACUGGUCCCUCUCACUGCAGGGGAAGGUAUUUGAUGCUUGGGUAGGAUUCAUCCUGGAACAGCGACGGAAAAAGGGCCGAAUAGAGAAAGCUGUGGAGGUUUACCGGGCCGAUGUGCUGCAGGAGGGGGUGACGCGCAUCCUGAGAUAUGCAGCUGGCAUGAAACAGUUCCGAGGGAAGCUGCAAGCCCAACACCAGCUGAAGACAGCUAGCCACCGCCACCAUCUGGUCUCUCGUUGUGCCAUGCUCUGGAAGCAGAAGGCUCUCUGCCAGAAACAAGAAGGCUCUCUGCCAGGGCCCCCGCUCAAGAAGCGAGUUUCUUUCAAGGUGCCAAUUCCAGAUGCAACCACCAGGGCUGAUGGAGGUAGUACGAAAGCAACGAGUCUGUGCUCUGGGCUAAGGCCUGCUCAAAGUGACGAUCUGCCCUUCUACUUGGCUGCUGGAGAUUCCAUCCUUACUGAGUUGCACUCAGCCCGGCAGGGAAGGCUACAGCCACGUAGGCCUGAUUUCUUGCUGCAGUCUCUGGAGAGAAUGGAAAUGCCAGGCCCCGACUGGAAUGGACUAGAAGCUCUAAGUGGGCCUUUGCAGCAAAAUGCUCUGAGCAAAAAGCCGUGUUCUCCAGCUGGUGCCUCUUUGCCAUCAACCCCAAAGGAGCAAAGCAGUGGCUUUGGUUCAUCCCACUUAGGCAUCUCCAGCCAUUCCUCUCCUCCCCUUCUCAAAUCUGCUCUUCAACCCUGCCAUCGGCCACACAGCACAGCCUGUCCAAAGCUGGAGUUGUUGCCUCCUUCCUCCUUCGUGCCACGACUGAGGACUGGAGAGAGAACGGGCGAGGAACAAUCUUUCAGCUUUCACUCUAAGUUCUAUAUCACAAGCCCUCCUCCAGUAGCAGCCACCCGAAAGGAGAAAGUGGCAACAGGCCAAAGACAGGACCUGCUCUUGCCAGAAGACUUUGUUAGGAGCAAGAGUCCUUCACACCUUUGCGGAAGGACAGGCCAACAAGAAAAUCAGAUGGACAGUUCCACACCGGAGGCAGAUGUUCAUAAGCAGCUGGAGGCUGAGCUCCGACACAUGAGGCAGAAAAUGCAACGUUAUCACAGCAAUCAGCAGGCACUAAAAUCAUGCCAGAGGCGGGAACGCAUUUUGCUCAAGUGGCUAGAAAUGACUAUGGGGACCGAGGAGCAAACAUCUGUGCAGCAAGUAAAAGGAGAGCUGGAUCAGCUGAAAGUGCAAAUCAAAUCCCUCGCAAGCAGACUUGGAGAAGAGCGAGAAGAGAUGCAGACCUACAGAACACGCAUCCAGGACAUUCAAGCUGCUCUUAAUAGCUGA
This is a messenger RNA of Euleptes europaea (tarantolino), 3897 nucleotides long. RefSeq names its product SFI1 centrin binding protein (gene SFI1). NCBI's taxonomy places the organism in Eukaryota, Metazoa, Chordata, Lepidosauria, Squamata, Sphaerodactylidae. Gene Ontology annotation, molecular function: phosphatase binding. The record is from RefSeq and is a predicted model, not a curated record.